CCCAGCUUCACCCUCCCCAUGUCAUUCGCAGAUUACUAUUAUCGGUUGAACUAUCAUCAGCCAAAGAGAAUGCGUCUCACCCAUCAUGGUUUCUAUCCGGGGGGAUGUGGAUACACUUCCCCCCCGUGCAGAGUGCAUGGCUACUUUUGAUAUAACUAUCGUUACGCAACCCCAGUCCGGGACAUAGUCGCAUAUAAAGUCCUUUUCUUUCCCCCUCUUCGGCAGUUCACCGUUGAAGUUACCACUAAAACGCUAUAUUUGUGGCACGGCAGCGUCACAGACUUUUGGUCCCCCCCGGCGACAAUUCCAUGAUCAGCUUGGAAUGACUGGUUUUCUGAUAUCCACCGCUUCUGCAGGGAUAACUGUCUGCCUGCCUAAGAAAUUAUCAAGAUCUAAAUCGACCCGCAAUUGCACAGAAGGACAUCGUCGCCAUGUCUUCCGUGGGCAAGUCGACGCCUUUAGCUAAGGCUACCUCGAAGGGGUCGGUAUAUGCCGAUGUGGACCAUGACCCAGUAACCACGGUGUUACCAAAUGGCGACGUGCCUUAUGCGGACCAUGCAAUGGACGCCGAUGAGAGGGUCAUUGUAGCCCUGGGGUACAAGCAGGAGUUCAAACGAGAAUUCUCGCUAUGGACGACAUUCUGCGUCAGCUUUGCUGUGCUUGGGCUGCUCCCAUCUUUUGCAAGCACAAUAUAUUAUGGAAUGGGCUAUGCGGGAACGGCAGGCAUGGUUUGGGGUUGGAUCAUCGCCAUGGUUUUCAUUCAGUGUGUUGCCAUGUCAAUGGCUGAACUGUGUUCGGCGAUGCCAACAAGUGGCGGCCUCUACUAUGCCGCUGCAGUACUCGCACCUCCGGGAUAUGGACCAUUCGCGGCGUGGAUCACUGGGUGGUCCAACUGGAUUGGACAAAUUACAGCGGCACCGUCAGUGGAUUUUUCACUGGCUGCGAUGAUCCUGGCUGCAGCGUCGAUAGAGAACCCGGACUACGUUCCUACUUCCUGGCAUACAUUUCUCCUUACCACACUUAUCAUGAUACUCCACGCUGCAAUCAGCAGCAUGCCAACGAAAUGGGUUGCGCAGUUCAACUCGUGGGGCUCAACGUUCAACAUGUUUGCCCUCGUUGCUGUCAUCAUUGCCAUCCCGGCAGGGACGAAGAAUGAACCCAAGUUCACCCCGUCAAAGGAAGUAUGGGGGACAAUCACUAAUUUAACCGACUUUCCGGAUGGGGUUGCCGUGCUCAUGACCUUUGUCGGUGUGAUCUGGACCAUGUCCGGGUACGAUUCUCCGUUCCAUCUGAGUGAGGAGUGUUCCAACGCAAACAUCGCCUCUCCGCGAGCCAUCGUGAUGACCUCAGGCGUCGGGGGCUUGAUGGGCUGGUUCUUGCAGCUUGUAGUCGCUUACACCGUUCUUGACAUUGAGGCGGUGAUAGACUCUGAUCUCGGACAGCCUUGGGCAUCAUACUUGCUGCAGGUGAUGCCACAAAAAGCCGCCCUGGGAAUACUCGCUUUAACUAUUAUUUGUGGUUUCUCGAUGGGCCAGGGAUGCAUGGUAGCCGCAUCGCGAGUCACAUAUGCCUAUGCCCGCGAUGAUUGCUUCCCUUUAUCAAGGAUAUGGAAAAAGGUUGACAGUCGCACUAAAACACCCGUGAACGCUGUCAUCAUAAACGCCGUCCUCGGGAUCCUUAUGUGCCUCUUGAUCCUCGCCGGGGAUGUAGCAAUUGGCGCUCUAUUCUCUAUCGGUGCCAUUGCGCAGUUCGUUGCUUUUGCGAUCCCUAUUUGCAUCCGGGUGUUCUUUGUUGGGAACCGUUUCCGGCGGGGACCAUGGCACUUGGGGCCAUUUGGUCCCUACAUUGGAGCAACGGGCGUACUCUUUGUGCUGCUGAUGGUGCCCAUUCUGUGUCUUCCCAGUGUAACAGGGGAUGAUUUGACACCGGAUCUGAUGAAUUGGACGUGUCUUGUCUGGGGCGCUCCAAUGUUGGCGGUGAGCAUCUGGUGGGUAGUAGACGCCCACAAGUGGUUCAAGGGUCCAAAGGUCAAUGUGGAGCAUGCCAUCCACCCCGUGGAGGAAGAGAGGCCCGUUAUCGUUGAUGUGGGGUUCGAUGGCGGCGAAGAUGAGUAUACGUCGGACCGAAAUCAGGGCUAAGUGGUCAUGCACUGGGGCGUACAUUUACGAAAUCAUAUAUCUAAUUUCACUUUCUGAUCUUUUAUAUCACAGUAAACUUUGCACAGUAUGGAUGUAGCAUAUCAAAAUGAUGGUAUCUUAUUCUUCUCAUACACAUCUCACGAUGUAUGAUAUUAGUCUGCAGGCAAACCU
This is a messenger RNA of Aspergillus pseudotamarii, 2309 nucleotides long. RefSeq names its product amino acid permease. The transcript is spliced from 3 exons. Lineage: Eukaryota; Fungi; Ascomycota; Eurotiomycetes; Eurotiales; Aspergillaceae. Gene Ontology annotation, biological process: transmembrane transport. The coding region runs from base 432 to 2138 and encodes 568 amino acids. The record is from RefSeq and is a predicted model, not a curated record. Gene Ontology annotation, cellular component: membrane. Gene Ontology annotation, molecular function: transmembrane transporter activity.